AUGGAACGUCCAAUCAAAAAUCAUUCUGAGGCACUUGAAGUGAAAAUUCGAACGAUUCUCCAACAAGUCGUGGAUGUGGAUGAGAAAAAUCAACUCGUACAAAUUGUUCUCUGGGUUCAAUUGACUUGGAAAGAUUACAAGAUGAAAUGGGAUCCAAAAGAAUAUGGAGGAAUCAUCGAUGUACAGCUACCACCGGGAACCCUCUGGAAGCCUGAUAUUCUUCUUUUCAACUCUGCUGACGAGCAUUUCGAUGCUUUGUUUCCGGUGAAUUUCGUCGUCGACUAUGAGGGAAAUGUUCUUAUGAGUCCGCCUUCAAUUGUCAAAAUUUCUUGCAACAUUGAUCUCACUCAUUUCCCAUUUGAUGAUCAAAUUUGUUACUUGAAAUAUGGCAGUUGGACCUAUACAGGUCAUAAAGUGGAUAUCGUUGUCGAUACAGAAGGUCUAAACCCUCCACACAGUAUGGAUCUUCAUUAUUAUGUACCAAAUGGAGAAUGGAGUUUAUUAAGCACUCCAUCACACGUUGAUCGUCAAGAAUUUUUUGGGAAAAAAUAUGUCGAAGUGUAUUUUUAUCUUCAUUUGAAGCGACGAACUCUCUACUAUGGUUUAAACUGGAUCAUUCCAUCUUUAUUGAUCUCAUUGUCAAAUGUGCUUGGCUUUGCGCUACCGCCAGAGUGCGGUGAAAAGAUCACCGUUCAAAUCACGAAUUUGCUCUCGGUUUUGGUCUUUCUUGGUAUGGUUUCCAAUGUGACGCCACCGACAUCCGAAUCGAUUCCAGUCAUUGUUGCCUUUUUCACCGCCUCGUUAUUGAUUCUUGGUCUUUCCGUGAUCACCACCACUCUCACUAUCACCAUUCACUUUCGAAAUCCAAAAACUCGACCACCCAUGGGACCUUUGCUGAGUUUAAUUUUCCUUGAAUGGCUUCCAUGGUUUCUAAUGAUGGAAAGACCUGGAAAGAAAUUCGCUCGUCCGCCACAAUUGCAAGGUUGCCGAUGUGAAACAUUUGAAGAUAUACGCGAAAAGAGUCACCGAGGUUCAUCGAUUACAUCCAAAAAUAUCGACUCAAAAUCGUCAACUGAGGAGAGUGAAAGGUUGAAAGCCUCUAGUGAGGAUCUGAUUGAAGAAACAAAUUGGACGGAAAAUCCAAGAUAUGUAAUCCCGCAGUACAGUUUGGAUGAGUGUACGCCGAUGGAGAUAUCAUUGCGAGAAAUCGCUGAUAAUUUAAAGUUUAUACGAAAAAAAUUCGAAGAAGAAGAGGCUGAAGAGGAGGAGGAGAGUGACUGGAAAUUCAUGGCAAUGGCUCUCGAUCGUUUCUUUCUUUUUCUUUUCACUGGUGCUUACAUUUUCAUCUCAUUAGCAAUGGUCAUAGCAACUCCACGUAUUUUUGAUCAAUCCGUUAUUACUGUGAAAAAA
This is a messenger RNA of Mesorhabditis belari, 1410 nucleotides long. Lineage: Eukaryota; Metazoa; Nematoda; Chromadorea; Rhabditida; Rhabditidae. The record is from the annotation of a GenBank genome assembly.